Molecule: messenger RNA, 305 nt
Organism: Racocetra fulgida
Lineage: Eukaryota; Fungi; Glomeromycota; Glomeromycetes; Diversisporales; Gigasporaceae
Source: the annotation of a GenBank genome assembly
AAAAAACAUGUUCUCAAUGUGGAUUUACUGUAUCGGUAUACUUUGAAGCACAAUCUCGUCGUGCUGACACAAAAAUGACAUUAUAUUACGCUUGUGGAAAUCUUAAUUGCGGAUAUCGUUGGACAGAUUUUGAUAAUGAUAAUACGGACUUUCAUGCUAUACAGGAUGAGGAAUAUGAUGACCAAGAUUAUCUGGGUAGAGAAGACUAUGAUGUAUCUAACCAAAUUGAUGAUCCAAAUUAUGAAGAAUCUGAAGCUAUAGACACUAGUGCUGCUCAAUACCAGCAUAAUCCUGAAGAUUGGUAA